AUGAGUGACGACGCAGCUGCGAAGCGCGAGGCACGCAAGCGAAGGAUUCUUGAGAAGAGUGGCGACCGCUUGUCGCGAAUCACUAAUACGGGACGCGGCAAAGAUUAUGAGGGUCUUGAUACCAAACCGAUCCCCGGUAUGCCUUCACGUGGCAUCAGUGACACGGCGGAUGCUUUGACGGGCCCGACGCCUUCAGCCGCUUUGAAGAAUGAAGAGCCGCCUGCACAUGAUGCUAGUGAUCCAUUUACCUCCAUGAUGGCCGCGAUGCAGUCACGCAUGGGCGCACAGGAACAAGGAUCCGGUGCUAGUCGUGGUGCUGACGGUAGCAACGACAGCAACAUGCCUUCAGACCCGAUGGCUCUGAUGCAGCAGCUACUAAGUGGGAGUGGUAUGCAGCAGCCGGGUGCGAUGAAUAACGGAGCAGGGGAUGCAUCUAACCCACACACUAUGAUGCAAGUGAAAGAGGCACGGCGCAUAGAGCGGUCAGUUCGGCGAGUCAAACUCUUGCAAGCGACACUCGUGUUCCUCUUUGCGUUCUAUAUCGUGUUCUCAUCGAUCUUUUCGCAUGCACAUGACACAGGUCUGACGGGUCGAUCCAUUCCGACCGAGUCCAUGUCUGAGUUCUCGCGCGAGUCGUUCCAGAAACAAUGGGCCUCACUUGCAUGGGAGUACACGCCCAUAAGUGCGUGGCUUAGUAAGGAUGAUCCGUCAGUGUUCCCUUGGGGUGCAUUGCGCACACCGUUGGAUUCACUCCGGCCUUAUAUUGGCCAUGAAACUCUAGGCAAAGAGCUGCCAUCGUGGCCGAUCUUUUGGGUGUUUGUAUCUAUGGAAAUGGGCCUGCAAGGUGUGCGGCUUGCCAUGCUGCAGCGCAUGCCUGUUUCGCUACCAGGUGGUCUCAAGUCGGUUAUAUCGGUAUAUGCACCAGGCAUUCAGCGACUACUAACACCUGCCCUGACUCUACUGUCAUUGGCCAGUUCACUUGUCGAUGAUCUGUGCAUUCUACUGUUUGCUAUUGGCACAGGUGUGCUUUUUUGUCAUGUACGGACAGACAUGUCGUAA
Molecule: messenger RNA, 1059 nt
Organism: Malassezia globosa CBS 7966
Lineage: Eukaryota; Fungi; Basidiomycota; Malasseziomycetes; Malasseziales; Malasseziaceae
Exons: 1
Coding region: 1-1059 (352 amino acids)
Biological process (GO): retrograde vesicle-mediated transport, Golgi to endoplasmic reticulum
Source: RefSeq, a predicted model, not a curated record